Lepisosteus oculatus (spotted gar) is the source of this 1901-nucleotide messenger RNA. It is a transcript of the gene c10h7orf78, whose product is annotated as chromosome 10 C7orf78 homolog. The record is from RefSeq and is a predicted model, not a curated record. Lineage: Eukaryota; Metazoa; Chordata; Actinopteri; Semionotiformes; Lepisosteidae.
AUUGUUUUCUGCAGGCCCGCCUGCGGGGCAGUUGUCUCGGACUACUUGCCUAUUCAAAGUCUCCCGAGUCCUGUAGCUUAGCAACCUAUCUUUAUUGUAUCCUACCAUUUCCCUGUGAUCAGCUUCUUUAAAAAAUAUAUUUAUAAAAUGAAGUCACCAGAACUCUAAAGCUAAGUCCCAAACGAGCAGAGAAGAGUCUCACAUCUGCUUCGCUUACAGAAAUGUAGCACACCUCUUUUCUGGUUUUCUAGAGCACGAAGAGAGAAGACAACAUGGACAACAUGAUGGACUCUGACAUGUCUCCUGACUCCCGAACAUCGUUUCGCUUUGACAAAAGGAUCGCUUUCUUUGCGAGUCAGGACCUGGCUUCUAUAAGAAGUAAAGCAUUUGUGUACCCUCAAACCGAACUCAGCACUAACAUCUGGAAAAGAAAGGCACUAGAUUUCACACCAAAACUAUACAGAUCCAUUAGGCUGCCUCAGAAGGCAAAAAGAAUUGAGCGUGCCUCUUUGACAUUGACCAGCUCUGCUGGUAACCUGGACAGUUUCUGGAAAGCCAGAUCAAUAGAGCUGCCAGAAAUUUUUCCAAAAAAAGAACAGCCAAAGUUUGAAGCAAGAUUCAGGCCUCCUGAUGCACUUGGAGCAAGUAUAAUUUUUGUAAAAACAGGCAAAUACCCCUCUGAUGUCUACAAAGAUCCCAAACCUCAUGACUUCAGGCAGUAUGAAGAUAAUAUACCAGACAUAGUGACGACCUAUGAACGAGAUCCAGGCAAUCUGAAUCUCAAGUUACAGAACCUCAGUGCAAUCGACAGCUCCAGAUCCCCAGCCCCAGCGCUGCGGCAGAAAGGGCGCUCUGACAGAUUCGACACGUUCAAGCCGGCCGAACCCAAGUGGGAUCCGAAGCUAAUACUUCCGGAGGGACCCUGGCCUCCAAAGUCAGCUUCUUACACGAGACACAGGCGGAGAAGAGGUGUUUAUUCUGCCCUGAUGGAGCGUGUGGAAGAGAAACUUGAUAACAUGUGCAAAAAUGUACCAUAGAUUGUCAUCAUUACAGCAGUCAUAUAGCAUCUACAUCAUACAGCAGUAUACUAUAUAUGCAGUAGUACGUACAAUGUAGUUGUUCUCUUCUUCAUAUAUCACUUUUUAAAGGUGAGCUUGAAAGUGAUUUUUAUGUGUUGUGUUUUAGAUGUUCUUUCACUGCUUCCUUGAUAUACUCAGCUCCACAAACUACAAGCUAGACAAGGGCGUGCUUGGAAUUCUGUAGGUACUGUUUUUUAGAUUAAACUGGAGAAUCUGUGAUUCCAAGAAUACGAUGCAUCCAAAAAAAGCUUUGGAGGUUUUGGAGGUUUGGGGAGACAAAAACUGGGACCAGUGCUGGAUUUGAAAAAGAAAAUAACCAGAGAAACGGCAUGGAAUGCCUCUUGGGUGUUGUACGUCUUUGUCCACCUGGGGUAGAUGCGAAUUCCCAACAAAUUGUGCAUCUGCUGCACAUUCCUCACACUGUGCAUUCAGUAAAAAUGAAACUACCUCUCUUUGGCUCUCACAAGGCAAGUGCAUUAAUACAGUAUAUGUAUUGUACCAGUGUGCAAUACACUAAAGAAUCUUAGUGCUCUUACUUUAUACUUUUAUUUGAUGAUAAUUAUAUUGCACAUUGUUUUCAUUCACUUAAGGAUGUUUGUAUUCUUGCAGUUCUUGUAGAGGAUUGUUUUUUAUGUAUUGCUUUGGAAUGGGCAAUGUAAAAACCUGCCUCUUCUAUGUUUUGAAUGGCUGUUAGUUCAUAUGCAUUACUUUGUCCAAUGUCAUUCUAAAAUCUGCAAUAAACAUUCACUUCUCAUAAAGUCUGAACCUCUGGUAACAACUCAUGAGCUCAAACAGCAUAGUAAAUAAUUUUCUUUGUGUAAA